UCUGAUACCGUAUGAUGAUGAUGAUACGAUGCAGUCGGCUGGUGAGAAAUCUGUCGGAGGACUAACGAAGCAGAACCCUUCAGACAAACCAAUGCCUCACGUGGUACAAAUUGAUGGCAAAAAGUUUCUACAAACACUGCCCAGUACUUCAUCACUGUCUGCCACAGAAAUACAGAGUAUGUUGAGUAAGGAAAUAAUAAAGUCCUGAUAACGAUGGGGAAGACUGACAAGUUGGUGUCUUUGCAAAAUAAUCAAAGUGUGGUGAGGUUGACUAAAACACUUGGACUGCAGGCAACUCAAUCGCCUACAAACAGCAUUCAACCUCCAUCAUCUUCUCUUAAUUUACCAAGUGAUGUGUCCAAGUUAACAACGACUGUAACACUGAAGGAAGCUCCAUCAAUAUCAAUCUCGAAUCUUGCUGAAAAGUCAGUGAGUCAACCAACUUCUGUACAGAAAGUGACACCACCGGAAAAAGUUUCACCAUUCAAAGUAGUUGUUGUCUCAAAUCAUGCAGAAAAAACGUCAGAAUCAACCAAAAGCCAUGAAAAAUCACCGAAAGUGUCUAAAGGCAACCAAACUAACUUACCGAAAGUAACGAUUAAAACAAUUCCGAAAAAAGUUUCAGUCACUGAUUAUGCUGAAAAUACGUCAGAUCCAACAAAUACUCCGAAAGAAGUUUCUACACAUGAAGCAUUCAUCAUGAAUCAUCAUGAAAAUACGCCAGAUCCAACAAAUACUCCAAAAGAAGUUUCACCACUGGAAACAUCCAUCAUGAAUCAUCAUGAAAAUACGUCACAUCCAACAAAUACUCCGAAAGAAGUUUCUACACUUGAAGCAUCCAUCAUGAAUCAUCAUGAAAAUACGCCAGAUCCAACAAAUACUCCGAAAGAAGUUCCACCACUGGAAGCAUCCAUCACGACUCAUCCUGAAAAUACGACAGAACCAAUAAAAAGUCCCGAGGAAACUACACAGCAAGAGAAGACCGAAUUUGAAGUGAUUGAAGCUUUAAAGAACAAUCCGGAGUAUAUGUUAUCUUUCGGGUUAUCUUUUAGUAAUGAUUGGUAAUCAUUUAUCUCUAUAUCAAUUGUUGAUAUUAUUGAUAAGAAUUGAUUAUUAUGGAAAUCUUGUAAAAACUUGAAUAAUAUAUGUGUACUGACAGUAAUUCUAAAGCUGGAUUCAAUCAGAUUUAAAUCUGAAUCCAAUCAGCUGGAUUCAAUGUCGAAUGUUUUAAUUCAAGCUUGGAUAUAAAUAUCAAUUGUUGAUAUUAUUAAUAAGAAUUGAUAAUUGAUUAUUAUGGAAAUCUUGUAAAAACUUGAAUAUAAUAUGUGUAGGAGAUUUGUUGUAAAGAUGUCUAAUUAUGACUUGAAGAACAAGAUUUCCACACUAAUAAAUUGUCAAUUUUUAUCAAUAAAAUCAAGAAACAACAGUUGAUAUAAUCAGAUAAUUACAGUAGAUACAGUAAGUAGAUAAAUUCUGCUUUUACCUGGAUUUCCCACAAUAUCAGUACCAGUUGUAAUGUGACCGAUUAUUUGACAUGCAUUUUCACAGUCCAAAAGUACCCAUUGGUUAAAAAUUAAAAGUGUCGAAGACGGUGAAAAUUCAUGACAAGUAAAAUUGGACUGAAAAAUGUAGGCUAUGCCUCUUGGCAGACGGUUACGAGGACGGGACCUGGUACUAUCUACAGCAGAUAGCCGGCCCAGCUGCCAAGAGGCAUAGCCUACAUUUUUCAGUCCAAUUUUACUUGUCAUGAAUUUUCACCGUCUUCGACACUUUUAAUUUUUAACCAAUGGGUACUUUUGGACUGUGAAAAUGCAUGUCAAAUAAUCGGUCACAUUACAACUGGUACUGAUAUUGUGGGAAAUCCAGGUAAAAGCAGAAUUUAUCUACUUACUGUAUCUACUGUAAUUAUCUGAUUAUAUCAACUGUUGUUUCUUGAU
Molecule: messenger RNA, 1937 nt
Organism: Nilaparvata lugens (brown planthopper)
Lineage: Eukaryota; Metazoa; Arthropoda; Insecta; Hemiptera; Delphacidae
Product: soluble scavenger receptor cysteine-rich domain-containing protein SSC5D-like
Exons: 2
Coding region: 214-1065 (283 amino acids)
Source: RefSeq, a predicted model, not a curated record